AUUUCCUUAACUCUGUGGGACCAAAACUGGAUGAUUUCAUCUGGACUGGAUUAAACAAAGGCGCACAGAACCUCGGCUGAUCCAGAACCAGAACCGGACCUCAGCUAUCAACCUUCAACCAGACCCCCAGGAGGAAGACCCUCUCCUCAUCCUCAUUCGUCCCUCUUCCUCACUGAAUCAUGCUGCAUGAGGCUGAGCUGAGUUAAUCACAGCCAAAGACGUGAUGUCGUUGUGUCGCCCCCUGCUGGUUACCUGGGCGCUGCUCACCUGCUCAGUCCGGAGCCAGAGCUGGAGGCCGUGCACAGACCUGUUCCCUAUCGACCUGUUGGCCAGAGCCCUGCCACCCCCCGGACAAACCACGCCCACUCAGGUCCAGAUGGUUCAGUCCAGAGGGUCCAGAGGUAUCAGACUGACCAGCCCAGCUCUGAGUUUUACCGCCUCGCAGAUCUUCACCAACUGCGACUAUUUUCCUUCUGAGUUUUCAUUGGUUGCCACUCUGAAGAUACAGAGACUCAGAAUGAAGACAAGUCAGUACAUCCUCUCUGUAGUGAAGGAAGGAUCUGCAUCACUGUUGCUGGGGCUACGCAUCUCUGAGAACCGUCUUCACCUUCUGAGCACGCCUCCAGGUGCUGGGGGGCGGCGAAGGAUCAGUUUUAAAAACGUUGGACUGGAAGACAACAGAUGGCACACCCUGGUUCUGGCUGUGACUGGUCGUUACGCCACGUUGACCGUUGACUGUGGACUCCCUGUGGAGCUUAAACAGGUCCAGUCCUUCCCCAGUACUCUGAACACCCAAGGGUCCAGGUUCUUCAUCGGCAGCAGAGGACACUGGAAGGGACGCUUCACUGGUCUGCUUCGUCAGCUGGUUCUGCUUCCAGGCUCAGAUGCCACGCCCAGACUUUGUCCCAACUCUGAACCCAGUCUGGCAGAGCUGUCCGUCCCCCAGGUCAUCAGGUCCUCCCCACUCCAGCCGGACCAGCAGGGCUCAGUUUAUCCCUACGAGGCCGAGGCCCGGGUGACUGCAGGAGAUCGUCCUCCUUGUUCGGGACCAGAGAAAGGUCAGCUGUGGUUCAACGUUCAGAGGAAAGGUCUGUUCAUCUGCGACGGCAGGAUGUGGAGGACGCUGCUGCAGAGUAAGGAGCGUCUGGACUAUGUGGAGGACUACCAGGACCUGUACACCCGCUCAGAAACCUUCGACGUGGAGGUCUUCUCCAUCCCAUCUGAGGGCCUGUUCAUGGCUGCGGCCAACAGGGACGCCCGGCCCGGCUCUGGUGUUUACAGAUGGAGGAAUGGGACGUUCCAGCUGUACCAGAACAUCAGCACUCAGGAAGCCCGAGCCUGGAAACAUUUCACCAUCAACGACAAGGUGUUCCUGGUGGUGGCGGACAUCAGGAAGGCCGAGCCGGAGCUGUCGGUCGUCUACCGCUGGAAUCGGCGGCAGAAACGUUUCCUUCGCUAUCAGACUCUGGAGACUCACGCUGCUCAGGACUGGGAGGCCUUUCAGAUCCACAACGACAGCUUCCUGGUGGUGGCCAAUCACAGGCGAGCCUCCAACCAUAACAUCCCCAGCGUGAUCUACAGGUGGAACCCUGAGACGAAGCUGUUUGAGGUGAACCAGACCUUGUCCACGUUUGGAGCCUACGACUGGGAGUUCUUCACCAUCGGACCGUACCAUUUCCUGGUGGUGGCCAACACCUUCGACGGUCAGACCACCACCAUCAGCUCCACCAUCUACAUCUGGCUGGACGGGUGUUUCCGGACCUUCCAGAACAUCACGACGGUCGGAGCAACCGACUGGGAGAUGUUCCAGAUCGACGGCAGGUUUUUCCUCGCCGUCGCCAACAGUCAGCAGCUCUCCAGCCGCGGCCCGAGCCUCUACAGCAUCAACUCCACCGUGUACGAGCUGAACAUGUUCACCCAGACCUUCAUCCGCUUCCAGGACAUCCUGACUCACAGCGCUGUGGACUGGGAGUUCUUCACCGUUGGAGACGAGAAGUUCCUGGUUGUGGCGAACUCCCACGACGGCAGUUCAUACUCUCUGAACAGCGUUGUCUACAGGUGGCAGGGCUACGAGGGCUUCGUCCCGGUCCACAGUCUGCCCACGUUCGGCUGCAGAGACUGGGAACACUUCAGCACCGACGAGGGCUCCUUCCUCCUCUACUCCAGCGCCACCUCCAGGCUCAGCAAGGUCUUCAGGCUGAGAACUUACUGAGCGGGUCUGGACCAGAACCACUGCUGACUUCAUGUCUCUGAGGACGGCACUUCAGGAGUCAGGCCGGCUCUGUUUGGUCCUUUCUCCUCGCCACAACCUCAAACUCUCUGAAGAAAAAAAAACUUUAUUUAUACAACAAAGCACUUUGUUAAACAAACUGACUUAUGAUAAGCUCUGCCGACCGUUUUAACCGGAUAAAAGGGCGAACUGUCCAGAAUUGAUCCAGAUUUAUGUUUCAAAUUCACAGCUUCCCUGUCAUGUGGUCUUGAUCAUUGGCUUUGCAGGAUUUCUGAAGACCUUUCAGCUUUGAACACGCCCUGAAAUCAAACAGAUGAAACUUGACACACAGGACACUCUACCAGAAGCAACGUGAACCGGGUCAGCAUCCUUUCUGUCCAAUCACAACAACUCUGGAUUGUCCAGAACCCUGUCUUCAGUUCUGCUUGUGGCGUUAAAGUUAUUCAUGUUGAGCAUUUUUCUACUUUCAAUAUAUGAGUCAUAUCUUCUUCAGUUGAGUCUGUGAGGCAGUCCACAACUGUUUUAAAGGUGCCGUGACAUCACUGUAUAAACUGUAUCAUGUAGUCUCACUGCAAAAAGAAAACUAACAGUACAAUAUUCUU
Messenger RNA from Fundulus heteroclitus (mummichog), 2832 nucleotides. RefSeq names its product thrombospondin-type laminin G domain and EAR repeat-containing protein. Gene Ontology annotation, biological process: signal transduction. The coding region runs from base 224 to 2212 and encodes 662 amino acids. Lineage: Eukaryota; Metazoa; Chordata; Actinopteri; Cyprinodontiformes; Fundulidae. The transcript is spliced from 16 exons. The record is from RefSeq and is a predicted model, not a curated record.